This is a messenger RNA of Mizuhopecten yessoensis (Yesso scallop), 7481 nucleotides long. RefSeq names its product proteoglycan 4-like. Lineage: Eukaryota; Metazoa; Mollusca; Bivalvia; Pectinida; Pectinidae. The record is from RefSeq and is a predicted model, not a curated record.
AUGGACAUUAUAUCGAGAGUUUACUAUAUAGUGACAAACAAUGGGCAUUAUAUUGAGGUUGACUGCAAUGUUGCUGAGUUCAAUAGCAGAAAUGACAGUGAUACAGACAAUAAUUGCCAUAUGUAUAAAUGCGAAGGAUGCAAGCUGAAGAAGCGAAAUAAAUUUACCUCAUAUUUUAUCAACGACGAAAAUGACGUCGACACUUCAACAGAAAGUACUAUAAAUAGUGACAAUACUAGCACGCUGACGUCAUCCACAUUAUCAACAGCGCCCUCUGAAAAUGAAAAAAAUCCAGAAUUCCAGAGGAUUGUGCUAAAUAAAACAGCGGCUACUAUGGUAGCCCCAGACACUGUUCCUAAAGUGGAGAACUCCGUAAAAGGAGAAACGUUACAAGAAUCGGAAAUAAAUAUUCCAGUAGUUAUACCCGAUUUACCAUCUACAUUAGACGAUUCCCAGAUGUUAGGUUCAGGUCCGACUGGAAAUGUAGAUCCAACGCAAACUGGUUCAUCAAACGUGAAUUCGCCAGCCAAUAUUACCCCGAUAGUACCCGGAUCGGCGACGAGUAUUGGGACUUCGGACACCUCGGGGACACAAGGUAGUGCUAUUGAAUCAAAACCGUCAACAACAGCAACAGACGAUUCCCCGCCAUUGACUGACCAAACCAACACGGAUACGAGUCCAACCUCAGACAACGCACCUUCAGAAAAACCAACAACUAAAUCAGAUACAGCUCCACCUUCAGAUUCAACUCAAACAGACUCAUCUAAAGGAACUCCAUCAACGGACUCGACUGGGGAUUCCCCAGUAUCAAAUACUAAGUCAAGUCCAGAUACAGCAUCACCUUCAGAUACCACGCAGACCGAUUCAUCACAAGCUAAGCCUACAACAGGUACAUCAGACAAGUCUACGGUAUCGAACAACGCGCCAAGUUCAGAUACAGCGCCAUCCUCAGAUUCAACCCAAACAGACUCACCUGGAGGAAAGCCAUCAACAGACUCAUCCGGGGAUUCCUCCGUAUCAAACACCGAAUCAAGUCCAGAUACAGCGCCAUCUUCAGAUGCAACACAAGCUGACUCAUCUUCAGGAAACCCAACAUCCAAUCCAAACCAACCAAGUUCCGACCUAAGUGAAAAAGGCGGUGAAACGCCAACCCCGAAAUCCACAUCUUCUUCUGGAAGCUCAUCCGACAACACAGAUGUUGCCACCGGCAAGACUAAAGUAACAUCAUUACCAGAUAACUCAAAAACACCAUCAGGUGACUCAACGACGUCAAACGACGCUGCUAACACAGACAAUCCACCGACAUCAGAGGAUGCAUCAAAUUCUGCAAAUCCGUCACCCACUGCGGACCAGUCUUCGGACACAUCAGCGCAAACUGGUGAUCAGGCGUCGACAGUAAACGAGGACGAUGGUUCAAAUGGCACGCCUGCUCCCACUGCAGACGAAGUCAACUCAAAGAAGGAAGAAACGGAUACACAACAAGCAAUCAAAAUAACAACAAAAUCAGCCGCACCAAAACAAACCACACCAAAACCAACAACACCAAAACCAACAACACCAAAACAAACCACACCAAAACCAACAACACCAAAACCAACAACGGCAAAACCCACAACACCAAAACAAACUACACCAAAACAAACUACACCAAAACAAACUACCCCAAAAACCACAACACCAAAACAAACAACACCAAAACCGACAACGGCAAAACCCACAACACCAAAACCAACAACACCAAAACCGACAACGGCAAAACAAACUACACCAAAACGAACAACACCAAAACCAACAACACCAAAACAAACCACACCAAAACCAACAACACCAAAACCAACAACACCAAAACAAACCACACCAAAACCAACAACACCAAAACCAACAACGGCAAAACCCACAACACCAAAACAAACUACACCAAAACAAACUACCCCAAAACCCACAACACCAAAACAAACUACCCCAAAACCCACAACACCAAAACAAACAACGCCAAAACCGACAACACCAAAACCAACAACACCAAAACCAACAACGGCAAAACCCACAACACCAAAACAAACUACACCAAAACAAACUACACCAAAACAAACUACCCCAAAAACCACAACACCAAAACAAACAACACCAAAACCGACAACGGCAAAACCCACAACACCAAAACCAACAACACCAAAACCGACAACACCAAAACAAACUACACCAAAACAAACUACCCCAAAAACCGCAACACCAAAACAAACAACACCAAAACCAACAACGGCAAAACCCACAACACCAAAACCAACAACGCCAAAACCAACAACGCCAAAACCAACAACGCCAAAACCAACAACGCCAAAACCAACAACCCAAAAACCAAAACCGACAACGGCAAAACAAACUACACCAAAACCAACAACACCAAAACCGACAACACCAAAACAAACUACACCAAAACCGAAUACGGCAAAACAAACUACACCAAAACAAACCACACCAAAACCGACAACGGCAAAACCGACAACACCAAAACCAACCACGCCAAAACCGACAACGGCAAAACAGACAACACCAAAACCGACAACGCCAAAACCGACAACACCAAAACCAACAACGCCAAAACCAACAACACCAAAACCAACAACGGCAAAACAAACUACACCAAAACCCACAACGCCAAAACCGACAACGCCAAAACAAACUACACCAAAACCGACAACACCAAAACCAACAACACCAAAACCAACAACACCAAAACCGACAACGGCAAAACAAACUACACCAAAACCAACAACGGCAAAACCCACAACACCAAAACAAACUACACCAAAACAAACUACCCCAAAACCCACAACACCAAAACAAACUACACCAAAACCGACAACGGCAAAACCCACAACACCAAAACAAACUACACCAAAACCUACAACGGCAAAACCCACAACACCAAAACCAACAACACCAAAACCGACAACGGCAAAACAAACUACACCAAAACCAACAACACCAAAACCGACAACGGCAAAACAGACAACACCAAAACCAACUACACCAAAACCGAAUACGGCAAAACAAACUACACCAAAACAAACUACACCAAAACCGACAACGGUAAAACCGACAACGGCAAAACCGACAACACCAAAACAAACCACGCCAAAGCCGACAACGGCAAUACAGACAACACCAAAACCAACAACACCAAAACCAACAACGGCAAAACCAACAACACCAAAACAAACCACGCCAAAGCCGACAACGGCAAUACAGACAACACCAAAACCAACAACACCAAAACCGACAACGGCAAAACAAACUACACCAAAACCAACAACAGCAAAACCCACAACGCCAAAACCAAAAACACCAAAACAAACAACACCAAAACCAACAACACCAAAACCAACAACGCCAAAACCGACAACGCCAAAACCGACAACACCAAAACCAACAACACAAAAACCAACAACACAAAAACCAACAACACCAACAACACCAAAACCAACAACGCCAAAACAUACGACACCAAAACCAAUAACACCAAAACCAACAACGCCAAAACCGACAACGGCAAAACAAACUACACCAAAACCAACAACGGCAAAACCAACAACACAAAAACCAACAACACCAAAACUGACAACGCCAAAACCAACAACACAAAAACCAACAACACCAACAACACCAAAACCAACAACGCCAAAACCGACAACGGCAAAACAAACUACACCAAAACCAACAACGGCAAAACCAACAACGCCAAAACCAACAACACCAAAACCAACAACACAAAAACCAACAACGCCAAAACCGACAACACCAAAACAAACUACACCAAAACCGACAACACCAAAACCAACAACACCAAAACCAACAACACAAAAACCAAAAACACCAAAAUCAACAACGCCAAAACAUACAACACCAAAACUGACAACGCCAAAACCGACAACGGCAAAACAAACUACACCAAAACCAACAACGGCAAAACCAAAACCAACAACGGCAAAACGAACAACGCCAAAACCAACAACACCAAAACAAACAACGCCAAAACCGACAACACCAAAACCAACAACGCCAAAACCAACAACACCAACAACACCAAAACCAACAACGCCAAAACAUACAACGCCAAAACAGACAACACCAAAACCAACAACGCCAAAACCAACAAAACCAACAACACCAAAACAAACAACGCCAAAACAUACAACGCCAAAACCGACAACGCCAAAACCAACAACACCAAAACCGACAACAGCAAAACAGACAACACCAAAACCGACAACGGCAAAACCAACAACGGCAAAACCAACAACACCAAAACCAACUACACCAAAACCAACAACGGCAAAACCGACAACGCCAAAACCAACAACGGCAAAACAGACAACGCCAAAACCGACAACACCAAAACCAAUAACAUCAAAACAAACAACACCGAAACCAACAACACCAAAACCAACAACACCAAAGCCGACAACACCAAAACUGACAACACCAAAACCAACAUCUCCAAAAGAAACUACACCAAAACUGAUAACACCAAAACCAACGACGCCAAAACCGACAGAACCGGAACCAACUACACCCAUACCAGCGACACCAAAACCAAACGCACCUAAACUAACUAAAAGACCGUCAAAACUUACAACUCCGGUACCCUCAACUCAUAAGCCUGCAACACAGACACCAACUAUACCAAAUCCAACCACACCAAAGCCAAUAACAAGACCACCAACAAAUCAAAAACAAACAACACCAAAGCCAACAACACUAAAAGCGAAAACGCCAAACCCAGAACCAACAACCCUAAAACCAAUUACAUCAAAACAAACUACAAAACCACCAACAACUCCGAAACCAACCACACCAAAAGCUACUUCACAAAAACCAACACCUACACAAAAACCAACAGCACAACAAACAACAACACUACCCCAAAGACCAGCAAAACCAACAACAUCAAACGUAGUCACAAUGGAGCAAACUACAGAGGUUCAUACACUUUUCCCCGAAACAACUUUAAAACCGACAACACCGAAACACACAACACCAAAACCGACAACACCAAAACAAACAACACCAAAACCAACAACAUCAAACAUAAUCACAAUGGAGCAAACUACAAAGUUUCAUACACUUUUCCCCGAAACAACUUUAAAACCGACAAAACCAAAACCGACAACGCCAAAACAAACAACACCAAAACAAACAAUACCAGAACAAACCACAGCAAAACCCGAAUCAACAACACAAAAGCGACCUACACCCAAGUCAGUCAAAAUAGGUCAAACCACAUUAGCACAAUCACUUUUCCCGGAAACAACUCUUAAACAUACAAAGAACUCACCAACCUCACUUAAACCUACCACAAAACCACCAAUAGCAAACACGGUUACAGCCGACAAACAGAACACGAAAAAAGACACUUUACCAACCACAGAAUUAAACCUUGACUUCCAUACAACCACAGUACCGACGAUCGACUUGAAUCAAGAUCUGCCGGACACCUACGACGCCCCUUUUGUCGAUCACCCGAACAUCGUGUCAGCGGCCUUGAUCGCUGCUCUCUCCUUCGGAGUCCUCUUCUUCUUUGCUGUAACAGCGAUAGUAGGGAAGAGGUGUUACGAUGGGUGGCAGAGACGCCAUUACUCCAGAGUUGAUUAUCUUAUCAAUGGAAUUUACAAUUAGGAUACAUAUAUGUGUACAUUCAUAUGCAAGUACCGUAUGGUUUGUGUCAACAGAUGCCAAACCUGGUUCAACCAAAAUCAUCCACUAUCGUUACUGCAAUAUGAUUUUUUAAAGAAUCGUUUUGCCUCAAAAUUGGAUCAUAAUGGUAUUUGGUGAAACUAGUUAUAGGACAAAUUUAAUACAUGUUUGUUUGCAACGAGUUGAACUUCAUGUAUGUUAUUCUGUUGUAAUUUUAUGCGGUGCACAUUGUAUGAAAUAUGUAAGUUUUAUUUAUUACCAGGAACCUUCUAAACAAAAGAAUGUUAUGAGUAAUAAGUUUCUGUCUCCAUAUUGAUCUCUUAACAUACUGAGUCAUGAUUAAUCGGUGUAAUUGGCCUAAAGGGUCGUGAUUCAACGAACCUUUCCUCAUUCUCAAAUUCAAGAUAUGUUCACAAACCAUAUUGCUUCUGACUUGCCGGGAUCUUUCUCACUAACAGUAAGAUUUGAGUUUGACCACAGUGUCUUACUCUGGAUACUGUAAAAGUAAAACUUUUCGUGGUGUGGAAAUGCUCGUUAUUUUUCGUGCUCAGCAAAUUAACGCAAAAAAUUUCCACACGCGAAUAUUAUACAUAUGAAGAAUACAUAUAUAUAUCAUAAUUAUUGCCAACGUGAAAAUGUCCACACACGCAAUCAGUUUAAAGCGUUACAAUACUAACUAUUCAACACGCGAAAAUGUUCUCCUUUUUGCAGUAUGAGAUCGAUUGCUUAGAUACAGAGCAAGAGCUAGUUUGCAAAUACCUGCUUUAAUUUGUAUGACAUGCCGAUUUACUGCUGUAUUUGAAAGAUAAUUGGGAAUAUCACGUAUGGAGGCUGGGCUUUCCAAUUUACAAAUUAUGUUUUACCAACACACAUUCUAUUAAAUGACACCAAAUCUGUCAAUUUCGCCCAUUCACGUCACGUUUCGCUGAUUUUGUUGUUAGUGGAAUCGUCACAAUUUUCAUCCUCGCGUAUAUAUCUUUCCUUCCUAAACAUGUAACAAUGCUUAAGAUAAGAAACGCUGAAAUGAAUCGAGAAAUUUCGAAAAUUUUAUCCAUUUUUACAGUAUUUAGUUCAAUUAUUAGAUGCUCACAGAUUAAGUUCAUUAUGCGAUGUUCCCAAAUUUAAUUUAGAUAUGUGAUGUUCUUACAUUUAGUUGAUGCAUGUGUUGUUCGCAUAUUUAGUUCAUAUAUUUAAUGUUAACAGGUUUAUUUAAGAUAUGUAAUCUUAACAGAUAUGGUUCAAAUAUGUAAUGUUUAACAUAUCUAUUUAAGAUACGUAAUUUUAACAGAUAUGAUUCAGACAUGUAAUGCUAACAUAUUUAUUUAAGAUAUGUAAUUCUAACAGACAUUUAGUUGAUAUAUGUGUUGUUCAUAUAAUAUGUUCAUAUAUUUAAUGUUAAAUUUAUUAAGAUGUUAUCUUAACAGAUAUGGUCCAAAUAUGUAAUGUUAACAUAUUUAUUUUAGAUAUGUUAUUCUAACAGAUGUGGUUCAGAUAUGUAAUGCUACCAGAUUUAGUUCAAAUAUGUUAAGUGCUUUGACCUAGAUAAGAUAUGUAAUGACCACACAUUUAGUUGAUGUUUGUGUUGAACAUAUUUAGUUCGGGUAAGUAAUAUUCACUCACUUUGCCCACAUGUUUAGUUCAGAUAUGACAUGUUCAGACUAAACGAUGUCAUUUGAUUGUUGGUUGAGGAUUUCUUUAUUUCAAGAUAAGUCGACAAUCAAAUUCACAAAGUCGUGAACAAAUUCCACUGUAUAAAAUAGGAAAAUUAAAUGGUUUAUAUUAGA